AUGGCCAGCCUGGAGCGGCGUCUGCGCGGCGCCGCGCCGCGCCCACGCAGCGGCGGCCUGCGGCUGCGGGGCGUGCGGGCGUUUGUGAACGACGAGGGGACGCGCACGUUUGCGGCGCUGUGCGUGGAGGAGGGCGCGGCGGAGGUGUGCGCGCUCGUCAGGGCGGUGGACGCGGCGUUUGAGGAGCACGGGCUGAGCCCGUUCUACGAGGACCCGCAGCCCCACGCGUCGUUUGCCUGGGCCCUGGGUGACCACGGGGCGGCCCUCCAGCGCGCACUGUCCGCGGCGCCGCCCGACCACGCGCCGCUGGAGGUGCCCCUGGCGCAGGUGGUGUGCCGGACAGGGCGGCGGGAGACUGUGGUGUGGAGCGCGCCUUGCUGA
Monoraphidium neglectum is the source of this 381-nucleotide messenger RNA. RefSeq lists its product as hypothetical. Gene Ontology annotation, cellular component: nucleus. Gene Ontology annotation, molecular function: 3'-5'-RNA exonuclease activity. The record is from RefSeq and is a predicted model, not a curated record. The transcript has 2 exons. The coding region runs from base 1 to 381 and encodes 126 amino acids. NCBI's taxonomy places the organism in Eukaryota, Viridiplantae, Chlorophyta, Chlorophyceae, Sphaeropleales, Selenastraceae. Gene Ontology annotation, biological process: U6 snRNA 3'-end processing.